Molecule: messenger RNA, 526 nt
Organism: Coprinopsis cinerea okayama7#130
Lineage: Eukaryota; Fungi; Basidiomycota; Agaricomycetes; Agaricales; Psathyrellaceae
Exons: 3
Coding region: 88-420 (110 amino acids)
Source: RefSeq, a predicted model, not a curated record
UCCAUUCACCCCCACCGUCUUCACUAUCCAGCCCCCCAUCCCCUAGUCCCAUCUGUGUCUUAUUCUAGUACCUCCACCUAGUCCACCAUGGUUGAGAACCCACUUGCGCAACACAUUCCCGCUGUAAAGGUCGGAGGUCGCAGACACUCCGCAGCUGCCAGGCCCAAAGCUCUGCCCAAAGAGGACACCGCAGACAAGACACCCACUGUGAACAAAGGAGAGGGCGAGGAAGGCGCGCGAGAGGAAUCCGAUGAGGACGAUGCGCCCAAGAAGAAACGCGAUCACAACGAUAAGAAGGUGAAAGAGUAUGCACACUCAAAGGCCGAGUCCACUCGACCUACUCGUGAUGUUAUGAACAACUUCAAGUCCUUCACUGGCCAACGUAUCAGUCAACCCGCCGGCAAGGGACUCGGUCUCUAGGUCGUGAUGAAGCAUGUGGUAUCGACAAUCGCAACGUAACCAAUCUGUAUUAUUAGUAGCUCGCAGCCUUUGUGGGACUGGACAAUCCAUGAUGACAAUCUUGAUC